Molecule: messenger RNA, 8144 nt
Organism: Mugil cephalus (flathead mullet)
Lineage: Eukaryota; Metazoa; Chordata; Actinopteri; Mugiliformes; Mugilidae
Gene: dock8
Product: dedicator of cytokinesis 8
Exons: 48
Coding region: 230-6517 (2095 amino acids)
Biological process (GO): positive regulation of GTPase activity; positive regulation of T cell migration; small GTPase-mediated signal transduction
Cellular component (GO): cell leading edge
Molecular function (GO): guanyl-nucleotide exchange factor activity
Source: RefSeq, a predicted model, not a curated record
UUUCUCUCUCUCUCUUUCUCUCUCUCUCUCUCUCUCUGUCUGAAAUCAGAUGCGGAAGUUUACACCCAUUGCGGAGUGGAGCUGCCGUCGCUAAAACGAAGAUGCGUGUUGGCAUGACAGUCGAGCUGUAGCGACGACGCACGAAGCGGCGCGUCGGUGACAGCGAGGCGGCGAGACCGCGAGAAAACCCCCACGGCCACCGCCGCUGAGCUGGACUUCAGACCCGCUCAUGGCUUCCUCAUUGAGCAGCGCAGAUCGACGGGCUUUCGCUCUGAAAAUCAACAGGCACUCUUCCGCGGAGAUCAGACGACACUUCAUUGGGAGUCAUGGCACUCCGAGCCACAGCCGAACCAACUCCAAUGCUUCGGCCACAGUGUCCCUCAUUGUGCCUCCGGCGUAUGAAGCGGUGGAGCCCUUGGACCUGGAGGAGUUCCUGUUGUCACAGUUAAGAAGCGGAGAAUCUGCCCUGAUGCAGGAACUUGGGGACUUUCCUGAUGAUGAUCUGAAGGUGGAGCAGGUGGAGAAGGAGUGUCGAACUAUUCGACACACCGUCCCGGAAGAUGGGGGGGAGUUAGACCCCCACGUAAGAGACUGCGUAAAGAGUUACGUCCAGCCGUGGCUUGUUGUCUCCAGAAGGUGCCAAGGGGAUGGCUGGAGUGCGUAUUCAGAGCGAGCUGGCUUGCACAAACUCCUUCGGAAACAGACCUUUGAGUCUGACUUUCAGCCAGAGAACCAGGAGAAACCGGUCAAGUCCCCAACUCUAGCGGCGCUGACUGAUGACUCUGGCCGCACGCUGACCUCCUCUGACUUUAACUUGCGCUGCUUGACCCCGGACCAGAGAGUGGAGGGUCUGCUGGCCUUUAGCAGCCACGAGGAGCUGGACCGCUUCAACCAGGAGGCAAGGCAGGGAAACAGAUACCCCGAAGUGUUCGCGCUUUACCCCCCAGCUGACGAGGAAGAUGCGGUAGAACUCCGGCCCAUUCCCGACUGCCCCAAGGAGCACAUGGGAGAGCGCAUACUGGUCCGAUGCCAGACCAUAAAGUUUGAAAUUGAGAUCGAGCCCCUGUUUGCCACCAUGGCCCUGUACGACCUGAAAGAGAGAAAAAAGAUAUCAGAGAAUUUCUACUGUGACCUGAACUCGGAACAGUUUAGGAACUUCCUGAAACCUCACACUCCACAUGUGGAUCAGUCCACGUUGGCCAGAUCGGCCAUCUUCUCCAUCACCUACCCUUCCCCAGAUAUAUACCUGGUCAUCAAGAUUGAAAAAGUUCUCCAACAGGGAGAGAUCGCCGAUUGUGCGGACCCCUACAUGGCAUUGAGGGAAAAUGAGUCUUCAAAGAACAAGGACAAGCUUGAGAAGCUGCGAGGCCAGGCGGAGGCUUUCUGCCAGAGGCUGGGCCGCUAUCGCAUGCCUUUUGCGUGGGCCACGGUUAAUAUUAUGGAAGUCGUCUCUACCGCUGCGAUAGACCGUGACGUCACAGACGCCGACAGCUUAAAAGGAGGUAAAGCCAGCAGCAUUGAUCGGAGGGCGCAGCUUCCCAGGAGGAACUCUGAACGUUACAGCACCAUCGAUGAACCAUUUUGUAACGUUUCCGCCUUCAAACCUGCCACCAUCACUAUCAGCACCAUCUUCAAACAGGAGGGAGAUCGUCUGAGUGACGAGGAUUUGCUGAAGUUCCUGUCUGAGAUUAAGAAAACCUCCACCCCACAGAGGAGAGUCAAGUUGAUACCAGGUUCCAUAAAACUGGACAUGUCUCCGGUCCACGACUCGCCACUGGCAUGCUUGUCCACUGAGCUUAUCCCUAUCAUACCCGUGGCCGAGAAAAACAUUCGUCCCAUUAAGGAGGUGCUGGAGUUUCCCUCCAGUGAGGUUUACGUCCCUCACAACAUUUACAGGAACCUGCUUUACGUCUACCCCCAGAGGCUGAACUUCGUCAACAGACUGACGUCGGCGAGAAACAUCUCCAUCAAAAUCCAGUUUAUGAGUGGAGAGGAUCCUUCCUGCUCUAUGCCCAUAAUCUUUGGAAAGUCGAGUGGCUCUGAAUUCCUCAAGGAAGUCUAUACGCCUGUUACCUACCAUAACAAGUCUCCAGACUUCUAUGAGGAAGUGAAGCUUGCUCUUCCGGCCCGUCUGACGGAGAGACACCACCUGCUGUUCACGUUCUUCCACAUCAGCUGCCAGCAGAAGCAGAACCAGAGUGGCAGCUGCGAGACGCUCAUCGGAUAUUCUUGGCUGCCCAUACUGAAUAGCGACCGACUGCAGACGGGUCAGUUCUGUCUUCCCAUCGUCUUGGAGCGACUCCCCGUCAAUUACUCUCUGCACACACCCGAGAAACUGCCUCCUCAAGCUCCUCCAGUCAAGUGGAUGGAGGGUCACAAAGGACUCUUCAACCUGGAGGUUCAGGCCGUAUCAUCUGUGCACACACAGGACAACCACCUGGAGCGCUUCUUCACCCUCUGCCAUGCGCUGGAGGGCGGUGCUACGUUCCCUCUGCGGGUCAGGGAGGAGAAGAUUCCAGAGAACAAGCUGGAGCAUGAGCUGAAGCUCAGCAUCAUAUCCCUGUCCUCGUCCAGUUUAGAGCCCCUGGUCCUCUUCCUCCACCGGGUGCUGGAUAAGCUCUUCACCCUCAUCAUGCAGCCCAUGGUCAUCGCUGGACAGACUGCCAACCUGGCCCAGAUUGCCUUCGAAUCAGUGGUGUCCAUUGUCAACAGUCUUCACAACAGCCAGGAGCUGAUCAGGGACCAUCAGGGAAGGAACUGCCUCUUGGCGACCUACCUGUACUGGGUCUUCCGUCUGCCCGACCCCCCUCGAGACGCGCAGAACGCAGGUUCAGGGGCCAUACCUACGGCAGAGAGCCGUUACAGCACCAUGGGCCGGGCCACGGCUGCCGCAGUGGGCAGUAUGCUCUUCAAUUCCAGGAUCCGUAGCAGCAGUAACCCAGACAUCCCCGGGCCUCACACUUCUGCCGAAGAUGCUGAGGUCAAAGACAUCCUCUCAGCUAAGGGCCACAACAACCCAGGCAGCCGCAUGUCCACCUAUGUGGAUGUAAACAACCAUCAGAACGCCACAGGAAGCACCAGGCCCUCCAACAGGAAGCAGUUUCACGAGGAGCUGGCCCUGCAGAUGGUCGUCAGUACCGGAGUGUGCAGGGAAAAUGCCUACAAAUACGCCUGGUUCUUCUUUGAGCUGCUGGUGAAAAGCAUGGCUCAGCACGUGUCUCAGCUGGACAAGAACAACGUUCCUCGAAGAAGUCGCUUCUCUGACCGAUUCAAAGACGACAUCACUACCAUCGUCUCCGUGGUGACGGCUGAGAUCGGGACCAUCCUCGUCAAGCAGCAGAAGGAGGUAGAGCAAGCGGAGAAAGUCAACAUAAGCCUGGCCUUCUUCCUCUACGACCUGAUGUCUCUCAUGGACCGAGGAUUUGUCUUCCAGCUGGUGAAAAACUACUGUAACCAGAUGUCAGCUAAGUGUGUUUCAUUGCCAACAUUGAUCAGCAUGCGCCUGGAGUUCCUGCGAAUCCUCUGCAGUCACGAGCACUACCUCAACCUGAGCCUCUUCUUCAGCAGCCCCGCGUCAGCCCCAGCCUCGCCGUGUCCAUCCAUCUCCUCGCAGAGUUCCGGUUCGUGUAGUUUCCAGGAGCAGCAGAGGAUCUUGGCGCUGUUUGACCUUUCUCAGGAAUUCAAGCAGCAACACUACCUCACGGGUCUGCUACUCACAGAACUUAGUGCAGCGCUAGACAUGGAGUCAGAGGGUGGAAAGGUCCAGAGAAAGGCAAUCAACGCCAUCUACAGCCUGCUGUGUUCCCAUGAUCUGGACCAUCGCUGUAUCAAACCUGAGGUCAGGGCCAAGGUUGCUGCUCUCUACCUCCCCCUGGUGGGGAUUAUUAUAGACUCCACCAACUACCUGGAUUUUACUGUUUCUGACACACGCGGCGGGAAAAACAAGGCGGGCGGACUGGAGGAUGACCUUGAAAACGUUCCGCCUAUCAAUCAGUCUGUUGCCAUGGCGAUUGCCGGGAACCCCUUCAACACGCUGGGACGAAAUGUUCUCGUUUCCAUGGCGUCCAUGCACGGUAAAUCCAUAGCCACCCUGGCAGCAGACACCAGUCGCCACCUGUUGGUGUGUUUCCUGUGGGUGAUGAAGAACGCUGAUAGGAACCUGAUUCAGCGCUGGACUAUAGACAUGCCUCCAUCGCAGCUCAACAAACUGCUGGAGCUCCUCACCAUCUGCAUAUCCUGCUUCGAGUACAGGGGUAAGCAGAGCAGUGACAAAGUGAGCACCCAGGCCUUGCAGAAAUCCCAGCAGGCAAAGCUGCAGCUGGAGCAAGCCCUGCUGAGAGGAAUGGGAGCCCGCGGGGAAAUGAUGAAACGAGUUGGAGGAACGGAUAAGACCAUUGGUCAGAGGGAGAACCUUCGCUGGAGGAAAGAUCUCACUCAGUGGAGACAGACCAAUGACAAACAGGAUAAGACCAAAGCAGAGUUGGAUCAGGAGGCUGUGAUCAGUGGGAACUUAACCACAGAGACAAGCCUGAUAGUGCUGGACCUGCUGGAGACCAUCGUACAGGCGGUGCCGUUGGCCGACUGUAAGGACAGCGUUGUUGGCGGGGUGCUGAAGGUGUUACUCCACUCUCUCACCUGCAACCAGAGCACCACUUUCCUCUCUCACACCUUCAGCACGCUCAGAGCGCUUGUCGUCAAGUUUGGAGACCUGUUGUUUGAGGAGGAGGCGGAGCAGUGUGCAGACCUGUGCCAGAAGGUACUUCAGUACUGCAGCAGUCCCGUUGAUGAGAACAGAAGCCAGGCCUGCGCCACCCUCUAUCUCAUCAUGAGAUACAGCUACAGUAACGCCAGUAACUUCUCGAGAGUGAAGAUGCAGGUCACCAUGUCCUUGGCCUCGCUGGUGGGGAAGUCAUCAGACUUCCAGGAGGAAUACUUGAGACGCUCGCUCCGCACAAUCCUGGCCUACGCAGAGGAAGACACCGAGAUGCAGAACACUCAGCUGCCCUCACAGGUGGACGAACUUCUUAGAAACCUCAACAGCAUUCUGUCCGACACGGUGAAGAUGAGGGAGUUUCAGGAAGAUCCCGAGAUGCUCAUGGACCUCAUGUACAGGAUAGCAAAGGGCUACCAGACGUCUCCUGACCUCCGUCUGACCUGGCUGCAAAACAUGGCAGAGAAGCACAACAACAGGAAGUGUUUCACUGAGUCGGCUAUGUGCCUGGUCCACGCGGCUGCCCUGGUGGCAGAGUACCUCAGCAUGCUGGAGGAUCACAAGUACCUGCCCGUUGGCAGCGUCACCUUCCAGAACAUCUCCCCCAACGUGCUGGAGGAGUCUGCAGUGUCAGAUGACAUCCUGUCCCCGGACGAGGACGGAGUGUGCUCUGGACGUUACUUCACAGAGAGCGGCCUGGUGGGACUGCUUGAGCAGGCUGCUGAGCUCUUCAGCAAUGGUGGUCUCUAUGAGGCAGUGAAUGAGGUCUACAAGAUCAUCAUACCGAUCCUGGAGGCACAUAGAGAUUUCAGAAAACUGGCAUCCACUCACGACAAACUCCAGAGAGCCUUUGAUAACAUCAUUCAGAAGGGCCACAAGAGGAUGUUUGGCACCUAUUUCCGGGUGGGUUUUUAUGGGGCCAAGUUUGGCGACCUGGAUGAACGGGAAUUCAUUUACAAGGAGCCUGGGAUCACGCAUCUGCCUGAGAUAUCACACAGGCUGGAGAACUUCUAUGGUCAGUGUUUUGGAGAGGACACAUUGGUGAUGAUCAAGGACUCUACACCAGUGGACAGGAAACAGCUCAACCCCAAUAAGGCGUAUAUCCAGAUCACAUACGUGGAGCCCUUCUUUGAUGACUACGAGAUGAAAGACCGGCUGACGAACUUCGAGAAGAACUUCAACCUGCGUCGCUUCAUGUACACCACGCCGUUCACCAAGAGCGGGCGGCCGCGGGGCGAGCUCAACGAGCAGUACAAGAGGAAGACCAUCCUCACCACCAUGCACGCCUUCCCCUACGUCAAGACCCGCAUCAACGUCAUCCAGAAAGAGGAGUUUGACCUCACCCCUAUCGAGGUGGCCAUAGAGGACAUGCAGAAGAAGACUAGAGAGCUAGCAGUCGCCACGCACAGAGAACAACCUGACGCAAAGAUGCUGCAAAUGGUGCUACAAGGCUCUGUGGGAGCCACUGUUAACCAGGGCCCAUUGGAGGUGGCCCAGGUCUUCCUGAAUGAGAUCCCGGCGGACCCGAAGCUCUACCGUCACCACAAUAAACUACGCCUGUGUUUCAAAGAGUUUAUAAUGAGGUGUGGUGAGGCAGUCGAGAAGAAUAAGCACCUGAUCACAUCAGACCAGAAGGAGUACCAGCAGGAGCUGAAGAAGAACUACAACCGCCUGAGAGAAAGCCUGAGGCCAAUGCUGGAGAGGAAGAUCCCUGAGCUCUAUAAGCCCAUCAUCAGGCCCCGACUGGAGACUAGGGAUUCCUUCAAGCGUCUAAGUUUCCGUAGAGCUCAGGAGGAAAACUCCUGAGAUGCCACAGCUCGAGUGCUGCGGAGAGGAAAGGCAGGCUGUCGCGCGACGGAGAGAGGAGGGGGGGAGAAAGACGAGAGAAGAUGAAAGGGGGAGAAUGACAAGAAAAGGAGCUCCUCUUCUGCACUGGAGCAGCACAUUGCGUCCACAAUGGAGGACUAACAGUUUCUCAGCAAUGCAGGAGUGUAUAACAACGUCUGCUGCUUAUUAGGAGACAAAACAAGAGAGAACGAGCACAUAAAAAUAUGGUUUGAGACUUGCAAGCAAAGUGUAGCUUAUUGAGCAUUUCACUGUAAAAUCUUCAGAUGCUAUGGCUCUGCUGAUGUACUUUUUUUUUUUUUUUUUUAUAGAAGACUUCCUAGUCCUAAUAAUGCUGCAAACAUUUCCUCUGGGUCGGUCAAGGAGCUCUCUUACCGACCUAAGACGUGCAUGUGUGUGCCAAUAACGCUCUUGCCCUUUUGUAUGUAUAUGUAUGUAAAUGUCUGAAUGGAUGUGUGUUUAUUUAGAUCAUGUUUGGAGUAGAAGCUUUUUGGUGCCAUACUGAAGUCACUUUGCACUCAGCGAGGAUAAAUGAUUCUGCUAUGUGCUCUAAAAUUUCAGUCUGGACAUCUAUGCACGACAUGUGCCAGUGAGAGGAGUGUGGGCGGAUUUGUGCACUAGGUACAAUUUCCUGUGUUUAACUCUUACGGCUGUUGUUGUCAUAUUCCUGUCGGACGCACAGUGGCUGUGUAGUUAAUAAAAAGAGGUAAUAUGUGUUUUUCUGUUCACAGGAGGCUUUUCUGAGGCUGCACAUAAAAUCUGCAUUCUGUAUAUAGUAGAGGUAUUAGAUCAGGUAAUUGCAAAUAUGUUUACAGAAGUAUGAAAAACUAUUUUGCAUUUUAUUUUAUGAAAGUGUAUUUUUAGAUAAAUAAUUGUAAUAAUGGUAUUAAUUGGAAAUAUUAUUCAGGAGGUGGGUUUCAGUGACUGAGCAUAUUGAAACAAUCUUUUUGUUUUGUUUUGUGUUGUUUUCUUUCAAUAGUAGCUAGUGAAUAGACCACAUCCUACAAAACACACUGUGCCAAAUUUAGGUCCAUCUUUAUUUACUUGAGAACUGAGGAACAAGAAAUGCAAUAUUUUUAAAAGUCACUCCACACAGCUGUGCUUUGCAAAUCGAAUUAUGCUCACCCCACAUGUCAGAGUACAUUCCGGAAGAUAAAUGUGUCACUGCUUUCAAGUAUUAAAAGUGAUUUCUAUUAGAUGUCCACGAAGCACCUCAUCUCAUUGAUGCAUUGACAUUGCAGCUCGUGCUGCGGCUGACGUUUUACAAGUAGGUAUACAUUUCCACCUGCAUUAUUAAUGCUCCUUUGAAUACUUGUGUCUAGGUACUUGUGUUAUUUAUUAGCUGUUGAGAAAUUUACGAAUGGCUAAAUGAAAUUACGAAACUUUUAUCAAUUGUAGGAAUUAAAAUGUAGGCCUAUUUUUGAAACGGUCAGAACGUCGGUGUUAUAAGAUGUAUUGGUGGCAUGCGGCCUCUGGAGACUGCAUCCAUGUUCAUGUUCCUGUUGAGUUUGUUAAAAGUGGAAUUUUUACUUGUCGUCCAUAAAAUGCUGUUGAAGAACCUGAAUAAAAUGUAAUAUAUACACACAGA